AUGGCUCGAUCAGUUCUCAUCUUUGGCGCCACCGGCAAGCAAGGCGGCGCCGUCAUCAACACGCUCGUCGCCGACAAUGCGGACCUCGACAUCCUCGCCGUCACCCGCAACCCGUCCUCGGCCUCCGCACAGCGCCUCGCCCACAAGUCGAGUCGCAUCAAGCUCGUCGAGGGCGACCUCGCCGACCCGGGCCUCGUCCUCAAGACGGCCCAGGCCCUCAGCGGCGCGCCCAUCUGGGGCGUCUUCAGCGUGCAGGUCGGCAUAGGGGCCGGCGCCGGCGACGAGCAGCGCCAGGGCAAGGGCCUCGUCGACGCCUCCCUCGCGGCGGGCGUCGAGUUCUUCGUCUACACAUCCGUCGACCGCCACGGCGACCGGUCGGGCACGAACCCGACCGACGUGCCGCACUUUAUCCACAAGCACGCCAUCGAGAAGCACCUCCUGGCCCGCGCCGAGGGCACGCGCAUGGCCUGGACGAUCCUGCGCCCCGUCGCCUUCAUGGAGAACCUGACCGACGACUUCUUCGGCCGCGUCUUCCCGACGGCCUGGCGCAGGGGCGCCGGCGGCAAGAACCUGCAGCUCGUCGCCGUCAGCGACAUUGGCGUCUUCGCGGCCAAGGCCUUUGCGCAGCCCGAGGCGUGGGCCGGCAGGGCCGUGUCGCUGGCGGGCGCGAACCCGACGCUCGACGAGUUCGCGGCCAUCUUCAAGCGGUCCACGGGCCGGGACCUGCCGUAUGCCAACGGCAUCCUCGUGUCGAUCAUCAUGUGGCUCAUGAAGGAUUUCGGGUCCAUGUUCCGGUGGUUUGCCGAGGAGGGCUACGAUGCGGACAUUGAGGCGCUGCGGAAGAUCCACCCGGGGCUCAAGGAUGUGCAGGCGUGGCUCGAGACGGAGAGCGACUUUAAGAAGGCGGAAUGA
This is a messenger RNA of Verticillium alfalfae VaMs.102, 912 nucleotides long. Its product is annotated as nucleoside-diphosphate-sugar epimerase family protein. The transcript has a single exon. The coding region runs from base 1 to 912 and encodes 303 amino acids. The record is from RefSeq and is a predicted model, not a curated record. Lineage: Eukaryota; Fungi; Ascomycota; Sordariomycetes; Glomerellales; Plectosphaerellaceae.